AUGAGAGUGUUACUGCUUCUGCUCCUUGCUACAGCGGUCUGCUGUAACAAUGUUUAUGAUCAGGAAAUGGAGUGGAAUUCGGAAGAGAUUUGGAGGAGUAAGUGGGACCGUAAAGCGCAGAUCUUGUUACUGAUUUUCAUGGCUAAAGCCAGGCCUAUCCUUUCAGUCGAUGCCUCGUUUGAAAGGCUUUUUUUCAGUCGAGGCAUCGAAUGCUGGUAUCCUGAGAUGUGGGCUCGAUUAGGUUCGACUGUAUCCAAUAAGAUAAACACUACUUUUUCGAGUUUCUAAUAAGUCUGUCGGGAAAAUAAUAAGCGCAAUUGCUGCAUCUAUGAACUGAAGAUCAAUGUGAUUUCGCCACAAUUCAUUUCCUUGGGGACGAUGCGAUUUUUGAGCGUAUUCUCCCAGAGUAGUAUUUUUUUGGAACAGUCAAAUUUCAGAGUUACAAAAAGACCCAACUCAGGCCUUCUUUACCAGCCCUUUCAAGCGCUCUCGGACCAACCUUAAGCGCCGAACCAACGACCGUUUACCCAGAGAGGUUGUUGUUCAUUCAUAUGACCUCCGAUUUGAACCCUUUUUCGACUUCGAUGGCUUCUUUUACAACAGAGGUGAGCAUUGUGCCAUUUCGUGUGCCAAAAAGCCUGCUUUGCUUUUUGUUUUGGAUUAGGGCUAAAUUAUGUACUUUAAUUUGAUCCAAAUAUGGCAAAUGAUAUAUCGAACGAAAGCUUGAGUUCUCGACUACAAAACGGUUUAAUAUUGCAAAAUUUUAUUGUCGUUUACCUUUUCUAUAGACUUUGGAAACUGCCCCUCUCAAAAACGACAUUAAGUGUUGGACAACCUAAUAUUUUAGCUCUACGCAACACAUUCAACGGUGAGGUUUCCAUUUCCUUCUCCGUCCUAAAGCCUACAAGUCGAAUAGAGCUUGCGUCGGCGGUUUGGAUUCGAUUAGUCUCACUGGAAUCCGAAUCAGGCCUGCUGAAAGUCGUGAGAGUCAACAGCGCCCCGCAGAAUCACCUGAUAAUCCAUUCGGCAGUUAGUUUGGACGUUGACAAAAAUUACACGUUGAACUUGAAGUACUCUGGAAAAAUCAGCACCGGACAGAAUGGGGGGCUGUUUUCGUAUGUAUACGAAAACCCGGAGAACCGGAGAACGUAAGAAAUGAAAUCGUUAUAGAAUCGCAAGGGAAGUACCCCAAGUGCGACGCUCAGAUUUUGAUGAAACUUGGCACAAAUUUAGAAUAAUUGUUUCUAAACUAUAUGCGAGAAUCCUAGCACGCGCUAUGCGGAAACAACCAAGAUUUUUAAAUCGAAAGUUGGCGAAAAUUUGACACUUUUUGCCGAAUUUCGGCACAAAAAGUUUCAUGCCUAUUUCUACCAUAGAGAGUAAUGUUUCCACAAAAAAUCAAUUUUUUCCGCAAGAAACUGGCAAAGUUAUGGCCAAAAAGCGUUUUUCUAUCUGACCGCUCUCCGCCUUUAGCGUACUCUCUCGGCGGCAAAGGUCGUGCAAUAUAUCGGCGGCGCUUGCAAAGCGCGGGCUAAGACUUUCAGGAAUUGAUACUUAGUUCAUGAUCGACGUGUGUGCAAAAUUUAAGGAAAAUCUGAGCGUCGCACUUGGGGUAAUUCCCUUGUAAGAAUAUAGCCAUCCUUUGUAAAUUGUUAAAAACUGCACGCUGCGAGUUUUGGCAAAAGUUGUGAAUGUUUAUUUUUACCAUGGAGAGCAAUCGUUCUCCAAAAAAAAAAAAAAGAAAAGAAAAAAAAAACCCGGCUCAAAAUUGGCAAAAAUAUGGCCAAAAACAAUGAAGCCUUGCUGUAACAAAUACGUUUUUUCUUCCCUUGUUGUUGAGAUUAUGUAAUUUGUCUAAACAUACCAUCAGUUUCGCCUGGGUUUGUUUAAUUAGUUAAUUCAUUUAGUUCUUUGGUUGCAACCCAGUUUGAGACCGUCCACGCCAGACAAGCCUUCCCCUGUUUCGACGACCCGAGCUUCAAAGCCACCUUCUCCAUCUCAGUUAUCCAUCCAAGAGCUGCGCAAGCCUACAGCAAUGAGGAAGUUGAGGAAAGCCGGGACUACGAGUAAGUGAAAACACUUCAAAAUUUUUCGCUCCUUGCAGUAAUCAGCGAACACUUACACGGUUCAAAACAACUGCCAGAAUGUCGUCGUACUUGGUAGCGUUUGCCGUGGGAGACUUUGCCAAGUCGAAAGCGGUUUCAAAAAGCGGAGUUGAGGUAAUAAAUGGAUGCCAAACAUGAUCUAUAUCUUUUGUCAGAUCAGAGCAAUUGCUAUCCGCAACCGCAAGGAUUUCAUCAACAACACCGUCGUACACGCAGCUAGAUGCGUUGACGAAAUGGAGAAGCUUUUGGAAGUCGGCUGUCCCAUAAAAAAGCUCGGUUUGUUCUCGAACAGUAAUGUGUUAUUAGGGUGUCCAAUCUUGUGUAUUUUUGGGUCGUCGACUUGUGCGAACUCUUGCCAGCUUUGAGGCGCAUUACGAGAUAUGUUGAACAUACGGGUUUGAAGCUCAGAAAAUGCUCUUUUAAACCAUGUAGAGCAAGGCUGUAAAAAGUCCACCUGCUACCCGCCCUACCCCAAUGUUUGUACUAGAGAUUAAAAAAAAUUUUUGCUUGCUGAUUUUCCAUGAUAUUGCAGACUUCCUAGACCCGGUCGAAUUCAGCGCCGGAGCGAUGGAAAAUUUUGGGUUGAUCAUGAUUGAAGGCGGGAUUACCGAGCACUUGGGCCGCACAAUCUCUGAAGAGGCGCUGCAACAAAGAUAUCUAUGCCAUGAGACUGCUCAUCAAUGGUAACUCUAACGACAACUUUCCUCGCUUUUUUAAUAUAAAGGCCCCUAUGUUUGGGCCAGUAGAUAUCAUAUAUUGUGAUCCAAUUGACUUGCUUUCUUCAGGUUUGGAGACAUGGUCACUGCCGAUCGAUGGGGUUUGGAAUUUCUACACGAAGCAUUUGCCGAGUUCUUUGAAAUCGAGACUCUCUCAAAAAUUGAGGAGUUCAGGCCCCUUGCGGUAUGUUUCUAGAUGUAUUAUAUUUAAUAAAGCUUCGGAAAAAAAUAAGUCAUAGUUGAUUUAGGAAGCUGCUAAAAUCAAAGCCAUGAAAAAGGCCGUUGAAACCUACGUCUGGGCAGCUCACCCAGUCGUCGCUGACACCAGUAACUUUGACGGUCUGUAAUAUUCUUCCGAGAAUACGAAAUCUUUCCAGAUAUAACUUACAACGCCGCAGGUGGAUUUCUUCGAACCAUUUUUCAUGUUUUGGGAGGAGAUGUGUUCUACAAAGCGUUGAAAAUCUAUCUAACAGAGAACGCGUUCGGUAAUGCGGGCUUGGGAACGCUACUGCAGAGCUUUGUCAAGGUGAGCUCAAAAUUAGUUUGUCGGGAAAAUAAUGAGCAUAAUGUCGCUGCGCCGAUCGCGUCGCUGAAGUGAAAUGCAAUUUCAUUUUGCCGCGAUAUCAUUCAUUUUUUUUUGAUGGCGAUGCGAUUCUCGAUGCGAAAGAGUGCUCAUUAUUUUCCCGACAGACUGUUAUAUACCGAUAAUUACUUUGUUUUGAAGGCACGUGGCAACGAUUCCAUUUGCGGCCCAAUAACUUUUACCGCAUGGGCCAACGAGCACUUUCUCCGAGCCGGAGUUCCCACCGUUCAUAUCGAUCUUAUUGAUGGCCAGUUCGCUAUAAAUCAGAGUCAUCCCACCGGCCUCCAAUGGGCUGUUCCAAUUUUUAUCUUGGAUCUAAAUACUCACAUGGAGCAUAUUCUUUGGCUGCAAAAUGAUGGCCAUCUUUGUUCUGCAGAAAACUUUACAUUAGAUCCCGAAAGAGACUAUAUUUUCAACAGCGAAGCAAAGGGAUUUGCCUUCUACAAUAUCAGCGAUAUCUUGUUGCUGAAAUCGAUUGAGAACCCUGAAGUUUACGAUCUCUCCGUUAGCAACUUACAGCAUCUUCUACAGCAUCUACAGAAGCCACUAGGACCGGAAGGAGUGGGCAGUUUGGUUUACCUAUUUACAAGAAGGAACAAUGGAAAUGUCAGCUUUUCGCUUCUUCAAUUCUUGCCUAAGGACCAUAAAGUAAGCUGUUUUCCUAAAAAGGAUUCCAAACCUCUGUAUAAUGUAUGUUCUAUUAGCUUUUUGCGAAUCGGAUUGAAUAAUAUCCGGCGCUAAAGUCAAGUGCCCAAAACGGCCUCCGCCGAUAAAAAAAGUCUCCGCCGAGGCCUCGGAAAUGUAUGAAACAUUCGCCUACCCACCGUGACUAAGAGAUUAUACAUAUCUUGCCAGGUGUGACAGCCCUAAUUUUACCCAUAGUAAAGAUGUCUGGAAUUUACUACGACAUGUAAUUUUCAAAAAAAGACGUCAAAUGUCUCCGCCGAAAAAUGGUCUCUCCGCUAAGUCGAGAAAAAAUUCUUUUGCAUAUUCUGAAAACUCUCGCCUUUGAAUUUUAAAAACAGUUUAUACUUCCUCGCUAGCUGCACACAGCACAAAGAUAUGGGCCAAAAGUUUUCACAAUAUUUUUUGAAGGACUCUGUAUAACGGAACCUUUCUAUGACAAAUUUAUUUCCUCCUCUGUAGCGACUUGUUGUAGACCACUGUAAUCUCCAUUUCAGCUGUAUAAAGAUGCUAUCCAAAUCAUUAGCGACAACUUUAGCUACAAACCAACGCCCGAGAACAGGUAAGCAACGAAUGUUGCAAGGCCACAUUUUAGACUUCUUGGAGAAACGUUCUUCGAGGCAGCGGUAAACCUCAAUAUCUCCAGCGCCACACAAAAGGCCAGAGAACUUUUUGAAGAAUUCGUAGAGAACUGUGCUCCGGAGAAGGAAAUUGUCGAGUGUACAAAGUGGGUGUCGUGACCGCCACAUAUUUUUAUUUGAAAGAUGAACUUCGAUUUUAGGGCUAUAAUUUCGAUUUUAGGACACCACCGGAAUGGCGCCGAGCAGUUUAUAUUCAAGGAGCCGGAGGAGAUACUGGAAGGACGUUUACCGCAGAGUAUGCUAGGCGACUUGAACGACACCCAUGGCGGUACUACAUGACUCGCGAAAUUCGGAGAUUACAAAACUUGUAAUGGCUUUAGUAUGUCUAUAAAUACAGACAGGUAUUUGCAGGUCGAAUGGCAAAAAAAUAAUCAAAUAAUUUACAAAAAAUUGUACAAAGAUAUACUCUUGCUCAAAAUUGCCUUUUGAGACCUUAGGCAGUCUGUUUAACGACAAUAUUUUUUGUGAAUAAACUGCACUUUACAGUAUCAAGAAGCAAAGUUUCCUCGGAAAAGCAAUGCUCUCCUAGCGAAAUUCUCAUAUCAGCAGAAUUGCUAGAAUUAGUUUUUGUCUGCACACUCUUCGCCUUUUGCGGACUCUCAUUGUCGGCAAGGUUUGUUAAAUAUCUCACUGCAAGAUUUAAAGGAAAUCUGAGCGUCGCGCUCCGAGUUGUUGAAUUUUAAUCACAUUCCUCACCAGAGAUUGCCACGGCGAAAAUUUCAGCUCCGUCUCUUAGCUCCCAGAGCCGGAGCCGAAGCAAAACUUGCAGCUCCGGCUCCCGUUUAAAAUUUAAAAAGGUCUCCGGCUCCGGCACCGGCUCUCGUGCAAAAAUGAAAAAGAAAAUAUUUUUCCAAAAAUAAAAGUUAUUAGUGCCAGAGAUGACACAAAAAAGUUUUUGAGCCAUCGUAAGUACAAAACCCAUCCUUCCCAGUAUUUUUCAAGCAAUUGGUUUCACAAGAUCACGAAAUUUUUACUUUUCUGAACGCUGAGAAGCCUGACUCCGACUUCGGGCUUGGGAGCCGCUCAGAGCCGGAGCCGGCUCUGGAGCAGAGAUUGCCAUGGUCAAAAUGUCGGCUCCGGCUCUUAGCUCCCAGAGCCGGAGCCGAGGCCAAAUUUGCAGCUCCGGCUCCGGCUCUUGGCUCCGUGCAAAAUUUAAAAAGGGCUCCGGCUCCGAAUCCCGGCUCCUAUGCAAAAUAUUUUUUUAAAAAUGUUUUUCCAAAAAUAAAAGUUAUUAGUGCCAGAGAUCAUACAGCCAACGUUUCUGCAGUCAAGUCACAUCCUCCGCAGUGUUUUUCAAGCAAUUUGGUUUAACAAGAUCACGAAAUUUUUACUUUUCUGACCGCUGGGAAGCCUGGCUCCGACUUUGGGCUCGGGAGCCGGAGCCGACCCCAAAAUUUCCGGCUCCGGCUCUGGCUCCGAGCCGGGAGCCAGAGCCGCUCAGAGCCGGAGCUCCGGAGCCGUGGCAAUCUCUGCUCCGGAGCCGUGGCAAUCUCUGUUCUUCACUAGCUCACCAACUUUUACUACAGACCCUGCAGAAUCCCUUGUGAUUGGGCCCAGCACCCGACCAGAUUGCGCAAUCCCCACCUGUUUGAAUUUGUCGGAACAUGCGCACUACCGGUCAUUAUAUAAGACCGAGUUCUCCAAACAACAUUUUCCCUCCGACCCCUCCGGGCUUGGGUGUAUUUGGGGAGUUGCCAUGGCGAUCUCCCCAUUCCUUUCGUAUUUCGCGUCCCCUACGAAUAAAUUUUCUGCGGCCGCCUUUUUGCCCAAGCUCGACCAUAAUUUUGUAUUUGCGAUUGGGAAUUUGGCCCAUGCAUUUGUGGCCAGACUUUCGGAAUAG
Bursaphelenchus xylophilus (pine wood nematode) is the source of this 6569-nucleotide messenger RNA. The record is from the annotation of a GenBank genome assembly. Lineage: Eukaryota; Metazoa; Nematoda; Chromadorea; Rhabditida; Aphelenchoididae.